AGUCGGCUUGCAAAGACAAAGAGAAGAAAAUCUCAGGUAGACCUGCAGUAGUAUAACUUGACCGUUGUUGCCAUCCGGUUCGUUCCCAUGGAUGCUAGUUAACCGCCCCUUAAUUCUUAAUUCUUCCCACCCCCUCCACAGUCGUCGUACGCAUUCCCUCGUAACGUACUCUCUGUUGGUCCAAGGCAUCGCGUGUUUUGCCGCAUAUCCGUCAAAGAAGCUUCUUUCUUGAACUCGGUACCAAAACCCACAUCACGGCAACAAUGCACGCCUCUCUCAAGACGUUCCUGGCCCUGGGCCUCGCCUCGGUCGCCUGUGCUCAGCACACCAAGCAGGAUGACGAGAUGGGUCCCGCCGCCUUCAUGUGGCCGGCUGACAGAGUCUGGAGCGGAGACAUGGACAACCAGGCUCCGUGUGGUUCAAAGUCUGGUGCUGCCAACAGAACCCAGUUCCCCUUGGUUGGCGGAAAGGUCGCUCUCGUUGCUCAGGAUGAUUACUACAACAGCAAGAUCUCCAUCUCUUAUCAGAACGAGCCAACCUCCAACAGCGACUUCACCACCAUCAUCGAGGAACAAUCCGUCUCGGACCUGAACCCAGGCCACACCUGCGUCGACGUCCCCAACCCGCCCUCGUCCAUCGCAGCAGGCUCCAACGCAACCCUCCAAAUCAUCUACCGCGCCGACUGGGACGCGCCCCACAACCAGACCUUCUACGCCUGCGCCGACAUCACCUACGUCGAGGCCGCCAACUUCAACACCCGCAUCCCCUGCUUCAACGCCACCGAGCCUGGCGAGGACGACAUCGCCGCCACGGCUUCGCCUUCCGCCUCAUCGACCAACGCCGCCUCCAACUCUGGCUCUGGCUCUGGUAGCAGCGGAAGCAAGAAGCUUUCCGGUGGUGCGAUUGCCGGUAUCGUCAUUGGUGCCGUCGCUGGUGUUGGUCUGCUGAUUGGUGCCGCGCUCUUCUUCUACCGCAAGAGCCAGCAGAAGAAGCGUAACUCGAGACUUGCCCGUAUGGAGGAGAACGCGAAGCGCUCUGAGCACUACAACGUCGGCAAGGACUCGACUUCGCAGAACAGCAUCAAAAUGAACAACCUUCCCUGAGAGUACCUUAGGAAAGACGGAGCCUCGAGACUGUCUCCUAAUCUCUGAUCCGUUACGUUGUGCAUAUUUCGUGUUAUUAAGUGGGAAAGGGGGGAGGACUGGAAUUUGGAAUGAGAAAUGAAGACGUUUGUGAUGGGCUGAGUGGGGUUGGGCUGGGAGAUAUGAUGGGCUGGAAGAGUUAUGUGUUAUGCGCGAUGAGAUGAUAUCCAGUUCUUAGUUUAGCAAUGAUUUGUUUCCUCUAAUAUCUCUUGCUUGAAGGACUUUGCCAUCUUCAAAAGGUUAGUAUCAAGUGAAGUAGCACAGCCACAGCUUUGCUCUAGACAACCGAGACAACAGACUUAUUCGCUCAAGUCAAGUAAUCAAGACAAUU
Colletotrichum acutatum is the source of this 1473-nucleotide messenger RNA. RefSeq lists its product as uncharacterized. Bases 264 to 1103 code for a protein of 279 amino acids. NCBI's taxonomy places the organism in Eukaryota, Fungi, Ascomycota, Sordariomycetes, Glomerellales, Glomerellaceae. The record is from RefSeq and is a predicted model, not a curated record. The transcript has 3 exons.